UAGCAUUUUGCAAAAACCUGAUUUAAGCCCCCCACUACCACACUCACGCUCUCCUUUUAAAGUCACGAGACCCACUGUCCCAUUGUUCAUUCAAUUUUUUGUGUGGGGGGAGAUAAAGAGAGAGAAAGAGAGUGGCAGAGGAACUGAUAGAGAACUUUCAAAGCUCUUUAUCUUCUACCAUCACUCAACUAGCCUCUAUAUUGCAGUCUCAAACUGAAAGUCUAACAUAUUUUGUAAAAAGCUUUAGUUUUAUCCCCUCAUCUGAAAGAAAGAGUGUUUGCCUCACAUCGUUUUUUUUCUCCUUUCUCUCUUUCUGUCUCUCUCUCUCUCUGUCGGUACCAUGAGACCAGAAGGAAACCCGUUAGAUCUUAACAAUUUGCCUGAUGAGUACUCUAGAGAUGGCAAACAAGUCCUCGAAGACCAUACCUCUUCACCGGGUUGCAGGAAAAAGAAAAGCGGCGGGAAGGAUGGAAAAGACGAGUGUGGGAAGGUCUACGAGUGUAGAUUUUGUUCCCUUAAGUUCUGCAAGUCUCAGGCUCUUGGGGGACACAUGAACCGCCACCGCCAAGAGAGGGAAACGGAGACACUGAACCAGGCUCGACAACUGGUCUUUCGCAGUGAUCAUACCCUUACUGCACAAGGUGCACCUCACUUAGGAUGCUGCCAACCGAUAGGAACGGGUGGUUAUCACCCAUCGGGAGAUCCAUCGGCACCUCUGAGAUUUCCGAGGUACUUCUCAGGUUCAUCCUCAACUCACAUGCCGCCAGCAGCACCGGCACCAGUAGCACCACAGCCAUACCUGUAUGCCUCACCUACAAGGCCAGUGUCUUUUGGGUCAUCACACUUCCCUCAUCAGCAUGCGGUGAAUGAUUACUAUGUGGGUCAUGUGAUGAGUGGGAGUCACGGACAUUAUGUGGGAGGAGGAGGAGGAGAGAGCACAAGUAGUUACACAUGCAUUGGUGCACCGGUGGGACAAGGCGGUGGGUUUGGCAGUGGUGGUGGUGGUGGUAAGGACGGGUCACUGCCACUGCAUAAUAAUCAGGAGGAAGGUUUGAGUUGGGGAAGGGGGUAUCCGGCUGGAGCACAGCAUCGUUUGGAUCCUCCGUCAGCGAUCAAUCGGUUUCAAGAUGGUUUCUAAUGAGAUUCUUUCUGUGAAGGGUAGUGUUUUUGGUUUGUGUUAUGUGGUAUCAUAAAGACACGCAAUCCAGAGAGAGAGACAUUACAAGCUGACACAUGGGGUCACUAAGGUAGCUAAGCUAGGAAUGAGAGAGAGAAAGAGAGGUGGUUUUGGUUUAUCUACAGUAACCAGGGACAGCUUUUGAGCUCAUGGACACCCUCAGCUACUUUGGCUUGGAGUUGUGGGGGUUAAUGGCUGGGAUUUCUUCUCUACAUCGUCUUUUGUAUUGGUACCUAGCUAGCUGGGACAACCAGUUAGAUAUGAACUGAAACUUUCAAAACCCCUUUUUGCAUUUCUCACU
This is a messenger RNA of Vigna umbellata (rice bean), 1478 nucleotides long. Its product is annotated as zinc finger protein JAGGED-like. Gene Ontology annotation, molecular function: DNA-binding transcription factor activity. The record is from RefSeq and is a predicted model, not a curated record. Lineage: Eukaryota; Viridiplantae; Streptophyta; Magnoliopsida; Fabales; Fabaceae.